Molecule: messenger RNA, 1191 nt
Organism: Lachancea nothofagi CBS 11611
Lineage: Eukaryota; Fungi; Ascomycota; Saccharomycetes; Saccharomycetales; Saccharomycetaceae
Source: the annotation of a GenBank genome assembly
AUGCUCACGUCAGCAACGCGCACGCUCCUGCAGAAGGCUGCGUCCGACGUCGCCACAGGCACCGCCACAGGCACCGCGUCCGUUUCCGCGUCCGUUGCCGCCGCAACCGCGUCCGACGCCUACUCCAUGUAUGGCGGCAUGACCCCCAACCUCGCGUUCAACAGCGCCAUGGCGGCCAUCUUCGGAGUUCUGUUCAUACUGCAGCUCGCCGCAGGCGUGUACACCCGCCAGUGGUGGAUACUGGUGUCGUUCCUGUGCGCGUGUGCUCUGGAGGUAGCCGGCUACAUCGGAAGAGCGCUUGGACACAACGACACGACCAACAUCGACACGUUUCUGCUGCAGUUCAUCUGUCUCACGAUCGCGCCCGUGUUCACCAUGGCCGGCAUCUACUACCAGCUGGGCAAGCUGGUGGAAAUCUACGGCCACCGGUUCGCGCUGCUGAAAAAUCCCAUGCUGUACUCGUGGAUAUUCAUGGCGUGCGACGUGAUCUCGCUGAUCGUCCAAGCAGUGGGCGGCGGGAUGUCCGGAAGCGCCGCGGCCGACAACACGGACACGGCCACCGGCGACCACAUCUUCGUGGCGGGACUGGCUUUCCAGGUAGCGUCCAUGUCGGUGUUCCUGGUGCUGUGGUUCCACCUGCUGUACCAGAUCUUCGUGGUCUCGCGCAUGGAGCACACGGGUGCCAGCAAGCCGUCGUGGUCGCUGGUGCACGUCUCGCAGCAGGACAUCGACUACAAGUACCGGCCCAAAUUCGAGUUUUUGCGCAUCCAUCCCAAACGCUGGGUGUUCAACUACUUUGGCUACGCGCUCACCGCCGCCGUGCUUCUGGUGUACGUCCGGUGCAUAUACCGAGUCGUCGAGCUGGCCGAGGGCUGGCACGGCGACCUGAUCACCCACGAGGUCUACUUCAUCAUUCUGGACGCGCUCAUGAUGUCCAUGGCCACCACCCUCAUGACCGUGUUCUACCCGGGAUUCGCCUUCAAAGGUCGCACCGUCAAGAUUCCCAUCGAGAAAGGCUCGGAAUCCGAAAAAGUCGACUCCACUAUGCAAUCUCAUUCCUCCAUGGAAAUUGACCCAUACAACGACAAAGAGACGUUGCCACAGCCGGGAAUUCCCUCCCGACCCCCAUCAAGGUCGCAAUCUUUCCCGCAUGUCCGCAAUUCCACCGAUCGCACCACCCACUUAGUUUAG